AUGCAAGAACACAUCUCAUGUAUGAUGAAUAUCUGCAUGACAGAACAUGUCUUACCUCUGGUCACGUAUAUGUCUCAGAAAGACAUGGAGAAGAGGUUCUCCAUGGUUUUUGUCUCUUUGCUCUUGAACUUUCCACACCUAUUUGGCAGUUUCACUGGAAGCAGGUGCUUUUGGAGAACAAAUCCCCAAAAGCACAUUUUUGAAGGUUUGCAGGAUGACUGCAUUUUUGAUAUUUAUUUACAGAAAGAGCACAUACCAAAAGGAUUUUUCAUGUACCUUCUUAAUGAAAAGACAGGUUACAACUGUGAUGAUAAUUUGGGGCCCAAUUUACUAUUUGUUCAUAUAUUUAAGUUCUCCCAGAAAAAUGAAAAUUCCAAAGGAUUGCCAAUCAGAAGGUUCCAGCAUGUGCUGGCAUUGAUUUUUGCCUUGGAAGAUAUUAACCAUAACUCCCAGCUACUACACAAUGUGUCAUUGCAAUUGCAUUCCAUUUCUAAGAUUUGUCAGAGUUUUUCUGUAUUUGGUAUUGAAGAUGAAAUUCCAAAUCUCACGAAGGAUGCUCCAAACUAUAUGUGUGAGCAGAAAGCAUGUCAGAUAGCACUUACAGGACCCUCGUGGGCAGGAUCUGCCAGACUAGCACCACUCAUGCAGCUCUAUGUAAGGCCACAGAUUGCCUAUGGACCAUUUCAUCCUACACUAAGUGACAAGGAGAAAUUUCCUUAUCUUUAUCAGGUGGCUCCCAAGGAUACAAACCUGCCCCUUGCCAUGGUCUCCUUGAUGCUUCGUUUCAGCUGGACAUGGGUGGAGCUGUUCAUUUCAGAUGAUGACCAAGGCUUUCAAUUUCUCUCUAACUUGAGAGUAGAAAUGCAAAGAUAUGGCAUGUGUUUAGCAUAUGUGAAUAUGAUCCCUGUAAACACAGAUAUAGCAUUGACAUUUUUUAUUAAUAUGCAUUAUCCAAUCUUCACAUCAUCGGCAAAUGCUGUUGUCAUUUAUGGUAACAUUAACCCUAUUAUGGAAAUGAGCUUUAGAAAAUGGGAAUGUUUAGGCACAUGGAGAAUCUGGGUCACCACCUCACAGUGGGAUCUCCUCCCAUGUGAAGGAAACUUCAUCCCUUACUCAUUCCGUUGGUCUUUCACUUUCGUACACCACCAUGGUGAGAUUUCUAGUUUAAAACCUUUUAUCCAGACAAUGAACUUUUCCAAAUAUACAGAAAACAUUAAUUCUGUAAGAUCAAGCUGGAUGGGAUUUAAUUGUUCUCUCUACAAUUCAUACUAUGAAACACUGAACAACUAUUCUUACAAUCCUUCACUGGAGUGGUUUUCAAGGCACAGCUCUGAAAUGGCCAUGGAUGAAGAGUUUUACAACAUCUACAAUGCUGUGUAUGCUGUGGCCAAUGCCCUCCAUGAAAUGAUUCUUCAACAAGUAGAUUCUCAGAGGACAGGAAAUGAGUUUAUGAAAUAUGGUUCAUGCACUCAGGUACAUGCUUUUCUGAAGAAUGUUCUCUUUAUUAACCCUAUUGGAGAUGUAGUGAAGAUGAACCAGAAAGGACAAGUAAGUGAUGAGUAUGAUGUUCUCAACAUUUGGAAUUUCCCCCAUGGUAUUGAUCUGAAGGUGAAAAUAGGACAGUUUUCCCCACAUUUUCCACAUGGUCAGCAGUUGUAUUUACCUGAAGACACGGCAGUGUGGGACACAGGAAGUAGACAGAUCCUGCCUUCAGUGUGCAGUGUGCCGUGCCAUCCUGGGUUCAAGAAAUACCAUCAAGAGGGACAAGCAGCCUGCUGCUUCUAUUGCUAUCGGUGCCCAAAAAAUGAGAUUUCCAAUGAGACAGACAUGGAGCAGUGUGUGAAGUGUCCAGAUGAUCAAUAUGCCAAUGUACAACAAACUCACUGCCUGCAGAAAUCUGUGAACUACUUGUCUUAUGAAGACCCCUUGGGGAUGACUCUUGCCUGCCUGUCACUAGGCUUCUCUGUACUCACAGUUCUUGUUCUUGGGGUGUUUUGGAAGCACCAAGACACUCCCAUCGUGAAAGCCAAUAACCGCACCCUCAGCUACAUCCUGCUCAUCUCCCUCGAAUGCUGUUUUCUCUGCUCCUUGCUCUUCAUUGGACGUCCCAACACUGUUACCUGCAUCCUGCAGCAGAUCACAUUUGGAGUUCUCUUCACUGUGGCUGUCUCCACUGUCUUGGCCAAAACAGUUACUGUGGUCCUGGCCUUCAAGGUCACCACUCCAGGAAGAAGGAUGAGGGUGCUGUUGGUAUCAGGGGCACCUAACUUCAUCAUUCCCACCUGCACCCUGGUCCAAAUUACUCUCUGUGCAGUGUGGCUAGCAACGUUUCCUCCCUUUGUUGACAGAGAUGCACACUCUGAGUAUGAACACAUCAUCAUGGUCUGCAACAAGGGCUCAGUCACUGCCUUCUACUGCAUCCUGGGAUACCUGGGAUCUGUAGCCAUAGUGAGCUUCACUGUUGCUUUCUUGGCUAGGAACCUGCCUGACACCUUCAAUGAAGCCAAGUUCCUGACCUUCAGCAUGCUAGUGUUCUGCAGUGUGUGGGUCACCUUCCUCCCUGUCUACCAAAGCAGCCAAGGGAAAUUCAUGGUGGCUGUGGAAGUCUUUUCAAUCCUGGCCUCCAGUGCUGGGUUAUUGGGUUGCAUCUUUGUCCCCAAGUGCUACAUUAUUUUGCUACAACGAGAUAGAAUUUCUCUUCCCAAGGUCACAUAUAAAAUCAAUUCUUGA
Messenger RNA from Jaculus jaculus (lesser Egyptian jerboa), 2730 nucleotides. Its product is annotated as vomeronasal type-2 receptor 116-like. Gene Ontology annotation, molecular function: G protein-coupled receptor activity. Gene Ontology annotation, biological process: G protein-coupled receptor signaling pathway. NCBI's taxonomy places the organism in Eukaryota, Metazoa, Chordata, Mammalia, Rodentia, Dipodidae. The transcript is spliced from 7 exons. Gene Ontology annotation, cellular component: membrane. The record is from RefSeq and is a predicted model, not a curated record. The coding region runs from base 1 to 2730 and encodes 909 amino acids.